GAAAAAUGUUUGCGACGUCACAAUUUCUAUGUAGAAGCCAACCAAGAAAGUCGCAGUCGCUUUCGCUAGAUGAAUGCGCCAUCCGAUUGCAGUCUGUGUUCUGAAAUUUCACGAUUCUCUUGCGCCCCUCAGGCGUACGCAGUUUUACGCCUGCGACGAUCACUCAUCAUAUUUUGCUAUCUUAAAUCGACUUCGUAUGCUACAUAAAGUGACUGGCGACAUGAGCAACAGCCUAAUCAUUGACCCACAGAACAGAAGCAGUUUCUCUAUGCCUUCUUUUACGUUUUAUUUGAAUCAUCUAGAAUUAAAUGUCUUAGACUUAGUGGUAUACACUUUUUCAUCAGGAGAAAAAAAAAUCGGAAAGCUGAUUUUCUGUCAGAGAAAUGAUGACGUUGGUUUGAUACAGCACUUUGCUCUUGGUUUGGUAGCCGGAACUGCGCCGUAGUACUCGCUCAGCGAGAAGAACGUUGCCAAGAGGAUACUAGCACCGGGAGCAGCUUUUGGACAUUUUCUUGUUGGAAACGACGCCAAAGCGUGACUCGCAACCAUGUUGGAAGACGAAUUGCACCCGACACGGGAGCGCUUCUACAUGGGCGCCUAUACAGCCGCUCUAGCAACCGGCGAAAAGGCAGCGACAAGAAACGAUAUCGCAGAAUCCGAGAAGAAAGGCAUCAUGGGGAGAUGGUAUGAAGCGAAUCACAUGCUAGUUCAUUUCGUUCCCCGAUUUUUUACUUUGAAAAAAGAACCCGCUAACUCUGCUCUGCCGGGUUUUGUGGUAUCUUUUCACAUUCACUACACUUCUACAUCUACUGUCGACGCGCAUGCGUAUCCAUCAAGAUUCGUGAUAAUUCUAACUCUUUUUUCAUCUACAGUUAUCUCGCCCUCGGGAAGUUUUCGCAGCUCAAGGAUUUACGGAACAGUCCGGAGGCCUCACAGAGAUGUUGUGCCUUGUUCGCGAUGUUCACGAAGGCAAAAGAGCAGGCUCACAAGGACAAGGCAUUCGGCGAUCUGGUGGAGUUAGCAAAGAGCUCACGAGACCAGACAGCCACCUACCUCGCAGCAUGUGCUUACGCACUACAAGGAGAUGCAUUGGAAGCAGUCAAUCUCGUGCAAGCGAGUGGUACUUUUGCUGUGUUUUUAUAAUGCAAAAUAGAAGUAGAACUACUGGAAGGAGAAAAAGAAUAUUGAACCGAAAACAUGAAUGACGAAGCUGCUACCAAGCUGUUUGGCAUUUUUCGACGAUUUACAUCUACGCUCAACAGGGUUCACGACCCCGGAGAUGCAAGGGCUACUUGCGCAGCUCUUCCUGGCGAUGUACCGUGUGGACCUUGCAACGAAGCAAAUGCGGCAGGUAAACCAGGUUUCCGACGACCACGUCAUCGCGAAAAUGGUUUCCGCCCUGGUUAACCUCGCCAACGGCAACUACCAAGAGGCUUUUCUGCUCUAUUGCGACGUGGAGGCACAGUACUUACUAGAUUUACAUACAGACUACACUUGCCUAUGCUGCUCGUACUUCACCUAUAGACAAUACAGCUUGCCUUGCCUCGGCGGCUUGCCUUGCCUCGGCGGCUUGCCUUGCCUCGGCGGCUUGUCUUGCCUCGGCGGCUUGCCUUGCCUCGGCGGCUUGCCUUGCCUCGGCGGCUUGCCUUGCCUCGGCGGCUUGCCUUGCCUCGGCUUGCCUUGCCUCGGCUUGCCUUGCCUCGGCUUGCCUUGCCUCGGCUUGCCUUGCCUCGGCGCAAAAUCGGCAGCCUUCGCCCUCAGCUUACCGCCGGGGCGACUGCCGCGGACGGAGCCGCUUCAUACGCCACACCUAAAAUACUCCAACCACCACAAUGGUACUGCGCCACUUGUCACACAGGUGGUCUCGGCCAAUCAUGACGGCGCGGCGGUUUUUAAUACCUCACCGCAGGAACAGCCAAAGCCUUCUCGUAGUUCUUGCUACUGGAAACCAAUGGACUGACACAGGAUUUGUUGCAAUGCUACAAUGCGUUUCCUUAUAUCCAGGUAUGGUGACGAGGUAGCCACAAUACCAUCGUCUGCGAUCUGCAACGGCAAGGCGUGCGCAAACCUUCAGCGAGGUAACUUUUCCGAGGCUCCUGAGGAGCUUUCCAAGAUGCAGGAAGUAGCACCGGGAGAUCAGGAUACGCUGGUACUAUGAAUUGCUCCUUGCUUGCAGCCCGACCUACAGUGGCACUUGUAGCUAAGUCAGUGCGGUCGACGAUUUUUGAGAAGCAGAUACUAGUCGAUCCGUUCUUCACCUUUUGCAUUCGUGAGGUGAAUUUCCAUCGCGGCAUAAAUUAAAUCAAAACAGGUGAACCUCUGCGCUACAAGCAUCCACCUGGGCAAUGAAGAAGAAGCGAAGAAGCACAUAGAAACCCUGCGGAAAGUGAAUCCCGAGCAUGCGCUGAUAAAGAAGCUUGAUCAUCUACACAACAGUGUGGCCAACUACGUUCCAUGAACAGUUUUUGAAUGCUUCUCCUUACCGCGACCAUGAUCAUAAACAUAAUGCUGAGCUGCAACCCAGUUCGUCCCGAAAGCGCAACAUAAAUGUGGUCAUUAUGACCAAUACCAGCGACAUUAGCAUUACCAAAAACAAAAUCGUGUCACAAGCACGACAAGAACUUAAAUAAAAGU
Messenger RNA from Amoebophrya sp. A120, 2634 nucleotides. The record is from the annotation of a GenBank genome assembly. Lineage: Eukaryota; Dinophyceae; Syndiniales; Amoebophryaceae.